Labeo rohita (rohu) is the source of this 496-nucleotide messenger RNA. Its product is annotated as small integral membrane protein 11-like. The transcript has 3 exons. The coding region runs from base 142 to 345 and encodes 67 amino acids. Lineage: Eukaryota; Metazoa; Chordata; Actinopteri; Cypriniformes; Cyprinidae. The record is from RefSeq and is a predicted model, not a curated record.
CAGUUAAUUCGGUUCGUGUGUUUUCGACACGCCUCCAGAGGUCAUUUUACUGACCCAUGUGGCGAACAAAUAGAAGCAGCUCGAGUUGAGUUUAGUGUUGCACAGAUUUACCUUCAGUCUACAGAAUAAAUCAUCAUCAUAAUGAUCAACUGGAAGGCUCUGGAUAAUGUGCCGGUGCUGCUGUACAUCCUGGCACUAAAGACGCUCUUAUUGUGUUUGGCAUUUGCUGGAACGAAGAUCUACCAGAGUAAGAAAGCAGAAGCUGCUCUGAAACAGCAGAUGGAGAUGAAGAGGAAACUGGCCCAGCAAACACAGGAGCUCAUCGAUAACAAGAAGGACGACUGACGUGUGGGGAAAACAGGAGUGCUGUCAGGCUGACGUGUGGAUUUAGAUGUUGAACUCAACAGCAUGGACUGCUGCACAAGUCUUGUUUUGUAUAUGCAGUUUUCAUUUAUUAUCUCUGAUGUUUGUAAAUAAAAAAUGUUUUUUAUCUAUA